AUGGCAGACAAAGAUCCUUCACCAGCGGAAGAGGCAGCUGCCCGCGCCAAGGAGAACGAAGAGCAGACAGCCCUCCCCUACAAAUGGUCCCAGCAGAUUCACAUGCUCGAAGUCACCUUUACUGUUCCCGGCAACAUGAAGGCACGCGACUUGGCGAUCGAGUUUAAGCGCAACUUUAUUUCUGCUGGUCUCAAGGGCCACGAACCUGUCAUCAAGGGCGAGACACCCCACGACAUCAACGUGUCGGAAUCAACCUGGUUCCUGACCGCGAACCCGGACAACACCAAGACGGUUGAGAUCCACCUUGACAAGGUGAACAAGAUGGAGUGGUGGGCACAUGUCGUCAAGGAUGCGCCGACCAUCGACGUCUCCAAAAUUCAACCGGAAAACUCCAAACUGGGCGAUCUGGAUGGCGAGACGAGGGGCAUGGUCGAGAAGAUGAUGUUUGACCAGCGACAAAAGGAGCAGGGUUUGCCUACAAGCGACGAGCAGAAGAAGGCGGACAUUCUGAAAAAGUUCCAAGCGCAGCAUCCAGAGAUGGAUUUCAGCAACGCCAAGAUCCAAUAA
This is a messenger RNA of Emericellopsis cladophorae, 567 nucleotides long. Its product is annotated as Nuclear movement protein-like protein. The coding region runs from base 1 to 567 and encodes 188 amino acids. Gene Ontology annotation, biological process: protein folding. Gene Ontology annotation, cellular component: cytoplasm. Lineage: Eukaryota; Fungi; Ascomycota; Sordariomycetes; Hypocreales; Bionectriaceae. The transcript has 2 exons. The record is from RefSeq and is a predicted model, not a curated record.